CGGCUGGACUGAAUUCCUACUUCAACACUUGUUUUGGUGCCACAUUUCGUUUUAGAUCUGUACUGGUUCAGCAUGAGUUCGGAGGAGAUUUGGAAGAGCCUGGUGAACAACAAGACGCUGGAUCCCGAUCAAGUCCACACCUUCUACACUCAAUGGGCAAAAUCGUACGAUCAUGACAUGGAGGAGAUCACGGUCAUUGCCCUCAGUCGGCUCAGCGACAUAAUUCGGGAACACUUUCCAAGUAAUCAACGAUCGGAAGCCUUGGUUUUGGACGUGGCGGCUGGAACCGGUCGGUUAGGGCCUCACUUGGCUGGAAUCGGAUUUAAACAUAUGGAUGCUGUGGAUUAUAGCCAGCCCAUGCUGGAUGUUUUAGAAAAGUUGGAUUUAUACAACAAAAAAAUAUGUGCCGCUUUGGGGAGUGGGCGUAAGAUUCCUGGGAUUGAGGAUGAGUCCUACGACGUGGUUACGAUCUCCGGCGGAUUUUGUCAAGCCCAUUUACCCAUCGACUCUUUGGAAGAAGUUGUGCGCGUUUUGAAACCAGGCGGCUAUUUCUUUAACGCGAUGACCAAGUACUAUUUGGAUAGCGUGGACUCGCUGCAUGGCCUGGAACCUUUGAUGAGGCAAAUGGAAACGGACGGCAAGUGGCUCAUGAGAGCAAGACUCGUUCAAGAUCACGUUAUUGGUGGGAAACAAGGCUUGUUUCAUGUGUUCCAAAAGUUGUGACAAAAAAUACGCCUAACGGAAGGCCCUGAAUCUCUGUAGCUAAGAUACAGGACGGACGUUCAUGUGAAUGUUCUCUUUAUUACAUUUACAUCAUGCUGAGACGUCUGAAAUUUAUUGCUGUUUAUCAACACCCGCAACUUCUGAGAUUGGGCCAAUUUACGAGCAACGAGCCACCAGUGUGUGUGAUUCCUCUUUCGUCCAUUUCGUUUCUAUUAAAGUAUGCUCCAGAGCACAAGCUAAACUACACUCCUGAAGUGUUCUAUUAACAAGGGGGAGCCUAUUUUUUGUCCUAGCCUCUCAUACUCAUUCAAAUCAUUUUCAUUAGUCAUGACUGAAAGCCUAUCUUAAUUAAAGUUACUACACCCGGCUUUCCUACCAGUCUUUGAAAAAGGGACAAAAGUGAUGAAAGGUACAAUAUGUCAUGUUAUAAUAAUCAAAUGUGAAUCCCUUGAUGAUAACUACGUAGCAAAGGGCAAAUCAUGUAAAAUCAAUUGUUGUCACUAAAGCCCACUUUCUUCACGCAUUUGCCCUUUUCGCCUUAUUUACACUUUUUCACUUUUAUCCUAUACUAUUUUGCAAAUUAGGACUAAGCAUUAAGUUUGAGUUAAAAUUGGUGCAUUUUUUUCCUUAGAAUUAAUUGAUGAUACAGUUUGUAAUCAAUGGCUGCCGUCGAAAUAUAUGUGUGGAAAGUUGGAUGUUGAACAAUGGGGCACCCCCACGUGGUUUCGUGAACGCAAAUUUUGAAAUGCGACAGUACUAAAUUUUACCCAGUCGCAUUUCAAGAUGUGCGUUCACGACACUAUCUGAUACUCGCAGGAGGUGCAACUGGGUACAAAUCGCAUCUCAAAAUAUGCACUCACGAAACCAUGCGGGGGAGCCCCAUUGACGACAAUUAUUAUUUUAUGAGAGCCAAAAGUACUUCAUUUUAUCAUUUUUAUGGGUAUCACACCAUGACUCUUACAGUGUCUGGGUGAGAAUAACUAUUUUCAGCCGUCUAGUUCUGCUUGUCCCUAACACAGAUUGAUUUACAGAAUUUUCAAAAUCAUUUCCAAAAUCACUUUGUCAUUAUUUUUGGAAUAAUUGAAAGUAAUAAUACAAAAAUGUCAAAUCUUCCAAGCAAAACAUUUAAUCUUGACUUAGCAAUCAAAUAGUCAAUGUUUGGCUUCCAAAUGCGAUUAAAAACCAGCUAUUUCAAACAUAAAACAUCGUCCAUUCUGUCCAGGUGCUGGCAAAUUGAAAAUGCUCACAGAUAGUAGAUCUGUUGUGGCACGGAUCUUCAUUGAUGUCGUUUUUAACCGAGCUCAUAUUGUGGCAUACAUUCAACAUUAGCAAAAACAUUUAUAGCAAAUAGUAUGUAUAUGUAUUGUAUUGUUUGUUUGUUUGUUUGUUACGAAGUCAGAUGGCAGCUCUCUCGCUCGGCCUGCCAUCUGAUUGAUGGGUGUCCCAGUUGAGGGAUAUUCCCGCUUCGUCAUCACAGCCCAACAUUAAUUAUUAAUUCACCCUCGGGAAUGACCGCAGGUUCGCCCAUUUAAGUUGAUAAAGCAGCAACUCAUGCCGUAAUUUAAAUACCCCAAAGAAGCUUGGAUUUGGCAAGCCUGGGAUCGAACCAGGAUUCGCAAAUUAGAAAGCGGAUGCUCUACAAAAAAAUGCUCUUGAUCGAAAAUCAGAGUUGUUGGCCAAUUUUUGUAUUAUGUUCAUUUGCCACUCCUGUUUUAGCUCGCUGCAAGAGUCAAGCGAUAAGACCCGGCUAAAUCAUCCAGUUCAAAGUCUGUUACAAGAACUAAACCGAGCUCGGUCAAACAUUCAUUCAUUGAUUCAUUCAUUCUGGAAAUCGAUCCCAUUGCCAAUUGAAAAACGAGCCUUUCGUUUGUCCAACAUGAGUGAAUCCUCGUUCCGAGAUGGAUGGGCCGAUCUCAUGGGCUCGGAACACAUCACGAAGGAGAAAGUCCUCGACCAUUAUGCACAAAAUGCAGAAAACUACGAUGAACAUUUACGCCAAAUUCAAUCCACCGGCCCGACCCGAAUCGCCGAGAAAUUAGCUCAACAGGUUCCACUUGAGGAACGGUCCCACUUUGAUAUUCUGGACGUGGCAGCAGGAACAGGUCGAGUCGGAGAGGCCCUGGUGGAAAAGCAAUUUGGUACCAUUGACGCCUUAGAUCCCAGUCAGCCAUUGUUGGCGAAACUCGAGGCCAAGGGGAUUUAUCGUCGUGUUUUCUGCACCUUCUUGGGUAACGGACACAAUGCACCCGUGGAAGAUGGGGCCUAUGAUGGGGUAGUGAUUUCGGGUGGCUUCUCCAAGGAACACCUUCCUAUUGAGGUCUUGGACGAAAUCAUCAGGAUCCUAAAGCCAGGUGGAUUCUUUGUGAAUGGCAUGACUGCAAGUUAUAUCAAAUUUCCCGAGUUGCUGGGCUUGGAACCCAAAAUGGACCAACUGGAACAGGCUAAGAAAUGGGUCAAAAUUUCUCGCGAGGUCCAAAGUGGUUCUACCAUUCAUGCAGCGGGGCUUUAUCAUGUGUACAAAAAGCUUUAGGCUAACAUCUCGGAAUGCAUCUGUUAUUGAUUCGGUUAAGUUAUGUAUGACUUUUUGGUUACUUCAAUGAAUAUAAGCUCAUGGUUAUA
Molecule: messenger RNA, 3342 nt
Organism: Tigriopus californicus
Lineage: Eukaryota; Metazoa; Arthropoda; Copepoda; Harpacticoida; Harpacticidae
Product: methyltransferase-like protein 27
Exons: 7
Coding region: 73-723 (216 amino acids)
Molecular function (GO): S-adenosylmethionine-dependent methyltransferase activity
Source: RefSeq, a predicted model, not a curated record